Pocillopora damicornis (cauliflower coral) is the source of this 4497-nucleotide messenger RNA. RefSeq lists its product as uncharacterized. Lineage: Eukaryota; Metazoa; Cnidaria; Anthozoa; Scleractinia; Pocilloporidae. The record is from RefSeq and is a predicted model, not a curated record. Gene Ontology annotation, molecular function: protein binding.
ACGUUUGACAUCACUCUCUUGUUUCUUCUUCUCACCAACAUUUGCGGACUUUCCCCUCCUCUCUCGGGGUGGCAUUCCAAGCCAUCUCCGAGUGACAACUCCCUUGAGGCAAACCUUGCUCGGGUAAAGUUCUUCCGCAAUGAGUUGUAUGGUCACGUGUCUACUACUGCUAUUGACACGCCCACUUUCUCUGGUUUAUGGCAGGAUAUUAGUACUGUCCUUGUUGCCCUUGGCUUGGAUAAGGUAGCCAUAGAGAGAUUAAAACUAGAGCACUCUGGAGAGGAAGACCAUGUUGAAAUUUUAAGAGAAUGGGCGAAAAGUGAAGAGGAUACCAAGUCGCAGCUGAUGGAUAUCUCACAAUCUCAGACUGAAAUAGCGCAAAGUAUCGAAGAAUUGCGUCAGGCUCGUCUUGAGGACUCCAAGGAGCUGGAAGAAAUGAAAAAUACAGUUAUCAAAACUUGGCAGGCCGUCGAGAGCGUAGAGGAUCGUAGAGGAAGGGACAAAGAGGAUGAAAUUCUCAAAGCACUCGCAAAGAUUGACACAGGAAAAGAUGUCGAAUAUCAUUCAGAACGAUAUGAGGAAGGAACUCGUUUGUCUAUUUUGACAAAGGUGCAGGAUUGGAUGGAUGACAGAAGUUCUGAGAAUCGUGUUUUGGUAAUCAGCGGACAGGCUGGUAUGGGAAAAUCUGUGAUCUCUGCAGUUGUCUGCAAAAGAAUGCUAAGAGCUAACAGACUAUCUGGAAGCCAUUUUUGUCAACAUGGCAAGGCACGCCGCAGGAAUCCCAGAGUGAUGCUUCAGUCUUUGGCUUGUCAGCUGUCUGACAUUAUUCCAGAAUACAAGAGUGCCAUUCUGGAAGUACUCUCAAGAAAUUUAGGAGGAGAUCUAAACAACAUGGAAGUUAGUGAUCUCUUCGAAUUGCUGCUCAUGGAACCUCUUUCUAAAGUCAAAGACCCAGGAUGGAACAUCCUAAUGGUAAUAGAUGGCUUGGACGAGAGUGAAUACCAAGGCCGCAACGAAUUGCUUGAUGUGAUUGCUAGUAACUUUUGCAAACUCCCAGCGUGGUUUCGAUUUCUUGUGACAACCCGUCCUGAAAUCAACAUCGCCGAUAGUCUUAGAGUUUUGGAGCCUCUGCAGCUUGAACCAAGUGAUAAUGAGAACUUACAAGACAUCCGUCACUAUCUUAACAGGCGUCUAAGCCAAUCUGGGCAGUUCGAAAUCCAAGAGGAUGUUUUGAAUUAUCUUGUGGAAAAGUCAGAAGGAGUGAUGUUAUUUUCUUACUUUUUAGUUGAAUUUGUAGGCAAAAUCGAGGCCGUUCUUACCCCAGAGCUGCUGGAGAACGAUUUGCCAUCUGGUAUUUCAUCCGUUUACGAGUCCUAUUUCAAACGUUUAGAGCAAGAACUUGUAAAGGAACUGAAGAUUAAGGAAGAGCAUUUUUUUGCUUUCCUAAGUGCAGUUACAGCUUCGAGAGAGCCAUUACCAGUUGCUUUUGUCGCAAAAUUGUUCCAGUUGGACACCAGGACAUCAGUUGGCAAACGGAAAGUUAAAAGGGCAAUUUCUUGCAUUUCAACUCUUCUGCUGGUUGAGGAUGAAAGGGUCAAGUUCUUCCACAAAUCAGUCAAGGACUGGUUGACCGUUACUUCCUCGUAUGGACAGCACGACUUUGCAUUAGAUUUGAAUGAAGGUCAUAGUAUCCUUUCUAAACUUUGCCGUGAGGAACUCGAUCAAAUUAAGGAUCGUGGUGUUAUUGAUCGAAAAUUUUGCGACUCUGAAACAUAUUCCCUACAACACGGUGUCACACACAUGCUUGAGGAUGCAAGGUCACCGAAUAGUAAAGAAUUGGUGAGGUUGUUUGUCUUGGAUUUGGAACUCGUUUACGCUAAACUCUGUGUGGAUCACGCAACGGCAGCCGACGACAUUGUACGUUGUCAGAAACAGGACAUUUUGUCAGUGCUCCCUGAAGAAAGUAAAACUCACUUGGAUGACUUAUUGCUUUUGUUGAGAAAGUACCACGAAAGUUUUAAAUAUUUUCCUCAUGCAUUUCUGCAAACCGUGUUGAAUGAGGGAGAAGCGAGACUUUCUUCCCAGGCAUCAAGUCUUCUGAGUAAGAAAUUUCCCGAUAUUACUUUCAUGGAGUUCAUUUACAAGGAUGUUCAUGAGGAGGCUCCCAAAGCUGUUUUUCAAUGUUCAGCUGCAGUGGUCUGUUUUGAUGUGUCGCCGCAGUCUGACUACAUGGUGUGUGAAUGUAAAGAUGAGAUGCUUUACUUGUGGUCGCUUCGCACCGGCAAAUUAGAAUGGAGACGUCCCUGCAAAAUAAAGAAACAAUAUUCACAUGGCAAUUUCACGUAUCGAACGUCGCCUUCCUCUGAUGUCUUCUCGUGCUACCGUUCGGUUGUUUUUCAUCCUUCUUAGGAAGUUGUCCUACCAGGAAUUCUUAGUUCAGCCUAUUCGAUUGAUGGAGAUCUGAAACCACUUUUUCCAAGAAGUAACUGCAUAUUCACAGUUUCUUCACUGUUGAAUGCAAACGGCGAGGUCCGGUUUGUAACAAAUUUUCCGGAUGACACCAAGUGUAUUAUUUUGUGGAGUCUUGAAAAUGGUUCUCAGGUUGCUAGUAUUCACAGGGAUGAAGAUGUUUUAUCGUUUGCUUGUUCUCUUGAUGGGAGGAUGCUGGCAGUUUCCCAUACGUCCGGCUCGAUUUGUUUGAUUGACACAAUAAACGAGUUUAGAAUACUGGCAGAAAUAAACAUUCCAAGCGUUUGUGGGAUAAUCAAGUUCUCCCCUGACCAUCAGUUCCUCUUUUGUUGGCACGAAAGUCAUGCACGACGUCAUGACGUUUAUCGGCUGAGCGUCAAACGUAUCAACCAAGACACAUUUUCGCUUGGUGUUUCUUGUGACGUUUCAUAUAAACCCUGGGAGUAUGAAACUGCCAGUAAAGCUGGAUUUUUGUUAGGAGAUCCUCUUUGUUGUAUCUAUGAGAACGUCUUUGGUCGCUCAUUUCUUGUAGAACGAGCAUUUGUCUUUGUCCUUUCUGAGGAAAUUGUCUUGAGGCGCUUUCCUGAAGGUCGUUCAGUGGCAAUGUUCAGUGUGGAUGAGAUAAGUAGCUUCACCAAUUCAGCACAUCACCCACACUUAUCUAGAGCCAUAAAGAUGGCGUUUUCGCUAAAUGGAGAGAUUCUCUAUGUGAUUUCCGAAGUUCCAGCUGGAAGAGAAGUAAUGGCUUGGAACGUUCGAUGGGAAAACCUCACAGCAAGAAUGAUGAUUGGAAGGACAAGAAGGGAGUGCCUUACGCCUGUAGCGGAAGGCGUAAUUAUCGCCAAAGACUGUGGUUGUCCCGAACUGUGGGAUUUUGAGUUGUCUAGAUGUAUCCGUUCUUGGUCACGGGUGUGCAACAUUACCGAUGUGAUUCCCCUGUCAAGAGAUCACGUGGCAUGUGUAGGGGCUUAUGAUAAAGAGGUGAUUAUCCUGGAUUCGAGAAGCACAGGCGUAAAGGCACGCAUCCCAUUUUUUCGUGACCAAUAUGAAUCAACCAUUGAAACGUUGGGGAGAGAGGCCAUCGCAUGUAACAGCAAAUACGAAGUACUGUCCACAGACCGAAAAUCCAUUCAGCUGUCGAAUAGUGAAGGUAUUAUCUGGGAAAAGGAAUGGAACGAUUCUCUGUUGUGUGGCUACAGUCUCUCAGGAAUGUUCUCGCCAAAAGAGGAAUUUGUAUUAUUCUCGGCGAAACGCAAUGAUUGUGAUGAUCAGGAGGUAUUUGUUCUCGAAGCCUCUUCCGGGAAAGAACAUUCCAUUGUCUGUAGAGGUGCUUCGUUUUUUGACUGUAAGUUCGUCAGUGAUGAGGAAUGUGUCAUUGAUUUCGAAGAUACCUUACCGCAUUUCGGUCUUCGUCUAUUCAAUAUCAGGAGCGGUGACCUACUCUGUGUGAUGGAGAGGGUGUUCAGAACGCAUUGUCUCGCAACCUGUCUGCUGAACCAUGCGAUCGCAAUUGACGUAAGCGUAGGCUCUGAGAAAAAUUUCAGAAUUAUCCUGGUAAACAACCUUCCAAGUGAAGAAGAUAAGAAGAACAAAAUGGUACCAAAGAAGCAGCUGUAUGAAUAAGAGUGAAGUGAUGGAUGAAUUGCAGACUCUGUCGUGGGAGCCCUCCGGGCAGUCGGUACUGCUUGGUCAGCGUUAAAAACGAGAGACGAGCGCACAGUAAAUCAGGAGCCAUACGGAGAGAAAUGUCUUCCUCUUGCUUUCACGGACACACACCAUACCAGAUAAUUUACGAACAGCCCUACCAGGCGCUGGAGGGGCAAAUGGACUAGUCAGUCCUAUUCUUUAGUUUUGUUAUGUCUAUAAUUGUUGUUUCUACCUAUAUUUCAAGGGGUGUCCGCUUUUUUUUAUCUGGAAGCUUUUUCAACAUCGCUGUCACAGUGAAAUUAGUAUAGGUGAUAACAUGAUUUCGACUGCGAUUUGGUCCAAAUAAGCACGAGUAAAUUUUUCAAAGACAACAAAAUUGCA